Molecule: messenger RNA, 743 nt
Organism: Emericellopsis atlantica
Lineage: Eukaryota; Fungi; Ascomycota; Sordariomycetes; Hypocreales; Bionectriaceae
Exons: 1
Coding region: 249-638 (129 amino acids)
Source: RefSeq, a predicted model, not a curated record
GGAGUCGCGUCCUGGAGUCCAGGACUCCAGUCGGCACGCCGUCGCUAACAUGAACAUACCCCAACCUGCAAGUCGCCACGCGGAUCGAUUAAUGUCAUAUCCGGGUGAACUCGACCGAUGCUUAUUCCUCGCUCCCUAGACCAAGAUGGAUCCGGGGGCCAUAAGUACCCUUGCCUGGCCAUGUCGCCACUCGACAGCCUUCAUUUGUGCCCCCAACUGUCGCAACCAUCAAUCUACGACACACGGACAUGUCUCCUGCCGCGCUCCUCUCCAGUCCUGGCCCCGAGCCUGAGGCCCGGGACUUUAGUCUCACCGCUCCCAAUUCGCCUAGCCUCAAGAACGACAAGAACGACCAGAACAACUACGACGUGAUCAUAGUCGGCGGCGGCUUCGCGGGGGUUGGUGCUGCCAUCGGAGCCCGACAGGCUCUUCCCACUGGUCGCAUUCUCGUCCUCGAGAGCGAGAGCUGUCUCGGGGGCGCCGGCACUCCACGAGGCGUUUACUCGCUCUGCGGGCUAUGGACCUGCACGGACAGGCCUCCGCGGACCGUCGGCGCUAUCUGGGACGACUUGCACAAGCUCCUCCUCGAGACGGGUGCGACUACCCUCAAGCCCACGCGUCAUCGCGGCGUCUUCUAGGUCCUCGAGCCCGAGGGCAUAAAGUAUACGCUCGACGUCCUCCUUGCCGAGUACGAUAUUGAUGUUGUCCUCUAUGCACCCGUUGUCUCCGCCAUCCGCUGUCGC